This is a messenger RNA of Pelagomonas calceolata, 2272 nucleotides long. Lineage: Eukaryota; Pelagophyceae; Pelagomonadales; Pelagomonadaceae. The record is from the annotation of a GenBank genome assembly.
CUAGCAUUGCCCGGCAGCACAGCUUUUUGGGCUCCACGGCGCUUGGUUGCGCGCGCAGACGCCCAGAAGGCUUGAGGAUUCUUCUCUCGCAUCCUCCUCAGCAGACGCAAGCUCAGGAGGCGCCACUCGCUCCGCAGCGAGACAGCUGCUCUCACAGAUUUGAAUCGCAGCAAAUCGCAGCAGCCAUGUAUCAACCGGCGGACCAAGGUUUCGCCACGUAUUUCUUAGCCAUGCUCGCCGACGAAGAUCGAAACGUAAAAUACGCCGAGGCCAUAAAACAGUGCAUCGGCCAGUUCCGGAAGCAACAGGGCAGAGCUCCAUUAGUCUUAGAUCUCGGCUGCGGCACGGGCCUAUUAACACGAUUAGCUUUGAUGCACGGCGCGGCGAAGGUCGUCGGCGUCGACACGAACCACACGAUGUGCUCACUCGCGACAAGGGCCCUGAAAGCCGCAAACAUCCCAGCAGAAAAGUAUGAAAUAUACCACGGCACGGUAGAAGAAUAUGCGGCCGAUAAAGAUGUCAAGUUCGACGUCAUGGUCUCGGAAAUUUUGGGUACCCUACAUACCUCUGAAAAUCUACCCGAGUAUGCCAAGCAAGCUUCUAAAUAUUUAAAUACGUUUAAGUUACACGGUUACGACACGUGCACCUACGUCGUGCCUUCCGUAUGUUCUACUUAUCUGAGAACGGUGGUCGUGAGAGACGACACGACACUCCCGCCCGUCUGCCAAGCGUACGGCCGCGAACUAUUGAAACAGUGCACGGCCGCACCGAGCUGGACGCCGACGAACGAACUAGGAGCCUAUUUCCUGGAACGGUGCGACGUCGAGGGUCGCGUGGAAGUCCGCACGGACUUUUUUGGGAAGGUCCCUUUUCAGAAGCACGAGGCGCUACGGUCCGCGGACUCGUUGGAGUGGCCCGAGAGCACCGAUGGUGUUGAUUUAGUAGUGUUGGAAUUUGAAUGUAUUUUGUGGGGCACUAUCCGACUGCACAACACGAUCGACACGGUGCGGGAGAUACAUGAGACGAUCGGAGCGGCGGAGGCGCUGGGGCGGUACGACGCGUGGGGCUUUUUAUGUGCUUCUGUCGAUUCGAGAAGCGCGACGGCCAAAUUAACUUCUUAUUCGGCGAACGGGUUACCUGCUAUCAGGCUAGGUAACUUAUCAAUAAGCGCGGAGAUCAACGAGGUGUCCUCGCGGCACGCUGCUGAGUUGCGAGCGUUAGCUGAUUAUACCGUCCCGGAGAACAAGGGCGAGAAGUGGCUCUGCGAUAGGGACGCGCCUCGAGCCUUGUACUUACAGUCCAUAGGGGCCGACGUUGUACUGUAUGAGCCCGACGCCGUCUGUCGACGCUUGGCCGAAAGGCAGAGUCCUGAUUUAAGAACAGCAAAUACGUCGAGAGGGGUCCGAUCGCUCUCGGAAGACCGCAACGCAGCUACUGUGCAGGACGCGUACCGAGCCGACGAGGUCAUGACCGGCGCCUCGCAGAGCGCCGCCGUGCGCGCGUUCGAUAGUCUAGAAGUGAAGUGGCCCGUCGUCGAACGCCGGCUCUCGAAAAAGAUGGUACCUUUAUAUCACUGGUGCGCCAAAUGGUCGCCUGGCGCGCCGGAACCCAUACUAGUCGGCUUGGAAGGCAUCAUCCCGCAAUGCGAUCCUUCCAAGAGUGUGCAGAAGACGUUGCGGUGUGACGACAACGGCGCGCACUGGUGCCUGGACCUGCUAGGGAACGCUCCCGCCAACACUCCGGCUCGCUCGUUUGUCUGCGCGCAAGUGAAGAGGACCGAUGGAGGGAGACGGGAGGAUCUCGCGGCAAAGCACGCGAGGUGCCAGGUCUUCGGUCCUAGGAUCUUGGACGUCAUGGCCGUCGACGGCCAGGAGCACUGGACGGACGAGACCUGGUCCUGCGAAAGCGAACCGUCGAAGGGCACCGUCGUUUUUCGUAGUGAUUGUGAGCUGCCCGUCGACGAGGCGCGGCGGUCCUGGUGUUACUCUUGGGCCCCCGCCGCCGCGGAGGCGCUGGCGGUCGGCGCGGCGGUCGAGGCGCGCUUCCGCGGCGACGUCGAGUGGUUCCCCGGCAAGAUCGAUGGUGUGAACGAGGACGGCACCUACGCCGUCGCCUACGACGACGGCGACCGCGAGGAGCGCGUGGCCCCGGCGCUCGUCCGGGCCGCGGCGAAGCCGGCGGCGAAGAAGCCGGCGAAGAGGGCUCGCAAGAAGUAGGUUUGUAUAACAUCGCGUCGUGUUAUCGGUCGCAUCGACGUCGUGGGGGGUUGCGU